Molecule: messenger RNA, 477 nt
Organism: Trichophyton verrucosum HKI 0517
Lineage: Eukaryota; Fungi; Ascomycota; Eurotiomycetes; Onygenales; Arthrodermataceae
Exons: 1
Coding region: 1-477 (158 amino acids)
Source: RefSeq, a predicted model, not a curated record
AUGUCCUACGACAACGGCGCAAGGGUGGAGAGGAAAGGAGCGUACAUGCUUCUUUGGUCGACUUCUGCUGAGUUCCUAUACCACUGGGGUAUAUUGAUUGCUACGAGCGAGACUGGGGGCACGCUUUUUCAUCAGACUUACAACAAAGAGAUGUGGAACCUAGCCGUGGAGAUCAGAAAUAUCACCAGGUCCCGAAGCCUUCUCUGUGCCUUGAAGUUGGGCGAUGUCGAAGACUGCUCCGGUACCUGGAUGAAUGCUAUUGAGGCAUGUUUGCGUCAAACUAAAGUGGAGGGCGACUUUACCUGUCGCACCUGGGCGUUAGCUGCGGCCUUUGAAUUAGCGGAUGGAGGCUUUAUUGGCAUGGAGCCCUCAUGGGAUAGGAUUGGUAAGAUAGAGACAGAAGCGAAGUUUUUGGCUGGUGAUUCAUGGCAAUCUGGAACAGUACAUGUUGAGGCCAGCGCGCAAAAACGUGCUUGA